Fragaria vesca subsp. vesca is the source of this 1893-nucleotide messenger RNA. RefSeq lists its product as uncharacterized. Bases 1 to 1893 code for a protein of 630 amino acids. Gene Ontology annotation, molecular function: zinc ion binding; DNA binding; transposase activity. NCBI's taxonomy places the organism in Eukaryota, Viridiplantae, Streptophyta, Magnoliopsida, Rosales, Rosaceae. Gene Ontology annotation, biological process: DNA transposition. The record is from RefSeq and is a predicted model, not a curated record. The transcript has 5 exons.
AUGCAGCAUGAUGGCACACUGCAGAUCAAGAAAUACUUUCCCAAACAUUCUUGUGCAAGGGUCCAUGAGAAUCCUGCUGUCAGAACCCCCUACCUUAUUAGGAAGUUUGCUGACAUUAUUAGGCUCAAUCCUAAUGUUACCACAAACUCUCUUAUGGAAACCAUGGCAGCUGGUGUGAAAUCGAAAGUCUCGUUUCAACAAGCUUAUAGAACCAAGGUGGCUGCUUUGGAGUUGCUUGAGAAGAGCAUGCAAGAGCAAUAUGCAAGGGUCCAAGACUAUGCUGUUGAAUUGAGGAGAGUUGAUCCAAACACCACAGUAGACAUUAUGUGUGAUUUUGACAAUCCUGGUCAACUCCCAGUGUUUAAGAGGAUGUACAUUUGUCUUAGUGCAUUAAAGAUGGGUUUUAGAGCUGGAUGCAGACCUGUGUUAGGGUUUGAUGGUUGUCAUUUAAAAAGUGCUUAUGGAGGUCAACUUUUAUCAGUAGUAGGGCUUGAUCCAAACAACAGUACUUGGAUGGUCGCUUAUGCUAUGGUGGAGCAAGAGAGCAAAGACUCAUGGGAUUGGUUUCUAAGGUUGUUGGUGAAUGAUUUAGAGAUAACUGGAAGAGGCAAUGGAUGGACAUUUAUAUCAGACAAGCAGAAGGGAAUAGAGAGAGCUUGUGAGGAUGUGGUUCCACUUGCAGAACAAAGGUUCUGUGUUAGGCAUAUGUGGACCAAUUUCAAUAAGUUAUAUCGGGGAAAGACGCUGAAGGAUCAAUUGUGGGAAAUAGCCAAGUCUACAACCAUUCCCUACUACACCAAAGAGAUGACUAUGAUGAAGGAAAUGGACCCUUUAGCUCAUGACUGGUUAACAGAUCCCUUACGACCACCAAAGACUUGGUGUCGGGCACACUUUAGUACCCAUCUGAAAUGUGAUGUUCUUCUCAAUAACUUAUGUGAAAGUUUUAAUGCUUUCAUUUUACCUGCUAGAUCCAAAACUGUGAUUUCUUGCUUUGAGGAGAUUAGGGUAAGGAUGAUGAGAAGGAUUGUAAUGAGAAGAGACAAGAUGAGCAAAGUGGAGGACCUUAUCUGCCCCAAGCCAAGGGAACUUUUGGAGAAAAACAAAGUUAAAUCUGCCACAGACUGUAUUCCUUAUGCCACUGGCAGCCCUCAAAUUGAGAUAGAGAGCUUUGGAGGAAGUAGGCAUGUGGUUGAUCUGGAAAGAAGAAGUUGUGCAUGUAGGAGGUGGGAUCUCACUGGCAUUCCAUGCAAACAUGUCAUAUCGGCGAUCAACUUUGUGCGGCAAAGUCCGAAAGACUAUAUAGAUCCUUGUUACCUUACGAAGACUUAUAUGGUCGUUUACUCUAACACAGUCAAGCCGGUGAAUGGAAUGAACUUGUGGAUCCCUUGUGGUGAACCUGCUAUCCUCCCCCUAGAGUAUAAUAGGCAGCCAGGGAGACCAAGGAAUAAAAGAUUCAAAGAUGCAUCUGAACUAAAUUUAGAGGGUACAAAGCUUGGGAGGGUGCAAAAGAGUUUGAAGUGUGGCAACUGUGGGGUUCUAGGUCACAACAGAAAGACUUGCCACAAACAUCUUCCUCCCAAAGACAAGACAGUUGCAGCAAAGAAGAGAAAGCUGAACACAGAUGUGGGUUCAUCUGGUUCUAAGCCUAAGGGUACCAAACCACCCCUAAAGACAAAAGAUGAGCUUAGAGCAAAGGCAGUUAGAAGAGCCAAGCAAGAGAAGGAAGCUAGGGAUGUAAAGAAAGCAGCAGCUAGGGGAACAACAGCACCUGCAAGAAGAGGGAGACCACCAAAACCUACUUCAAGCAAUGCAAACGCAUCUUCUGCACCACAAGCUUCACAAGCUUCAUCAAGGGUGUCUGUGAGAAUCCAACAAAGGAAUGCUGGAAAAUAG